AUGACACAACCUGCUGCUGCGCCGACGACGCCGGUCAAUGGCAGCGCCUCGGCCAAGCCCAAAGUUGGUCCGCACCCGGGCUUCAUCUCCAGCUCCAACCAGUACUCGUCAGAGACGCGCAUCCGGCGCAUGUUCCGCAACAACGGCUGCGAUCCCGCGCGCGAGGAUAACUACCGCCUACAGGGUGUCCAGCUGAUUGAGAAUGUGCGAGAGCACCUCAAACUGCCCGUUCGAACGUUUGAUACCGCCUGCAUCUACUUCCACAAAUUCCGACUCAACUUUCGCGACGCAGAGUACAACUGCCAGGACGCGGCCCUCGCGUCACUGUUUGUUGCGUGCAAGGUCGAAGACACGAUUAAAAAAUCCAAAGAUAUUCUGGCCGCCGCCUACGCCGUCAAAAACCCUGACAAGCCUGCACCGACCGACGACAAGAUGUUUGACCAAAACGGCAAAAUUAUCAUCGGCUUGGAGCGCCUCAUCCUCGAGACGAUUGGCUUCGACUUUCGCACGCGGUACCCGCAGAAGCUGCUCGUCAAGAUUGUGCGCAGCAUCCUCGGCGCGUCCAACGAGGCCGCGCGAGCCUUUUACGCCACCGCGUACGCCAUGUGCAUCGAUAUGUACAAGACGUUUGUGCCCGUCAAGCGCACCACCUUUUCCAUGGCCAUGGCCGUCGUCGAGCUCACCGCGCGCCUCACCGACAAUAGCAGCAGCAGCAGCAGCAGCAGCAGCAACGGCGGAGGCGGCGAGAUGCUCGGCCGCGUCGAGGCGUUUGCCGCCCAGCGCAGGCAGUACGCCCGCGCGCCCGUCAUGGAGACGAUGCUCGAUCUGCUCGACCUCUACGUCCAGCACCACAAGGCGACAAAACUCGGCGCGCGCUUCGACCUCGCGCGCUUCAUCGACAUCAAGAUUCAACUUAACAAGGACCUCGACGCGUCGUACGCGCCGCGGUAUCUGUUUCACUGCCAAAAGUGCGAAAUCGACGCGCCCGCGCCCGCGACGCCCGCGGCCACAACUCCAACGACGUCAACGCCAGCGACGACGGCUGCGUGGCCGGGCGGCGACUCGUCGGUGCGCAGGUCGGCGCGCGGCCAGGACGGCACGAUGCGCUUCGUGUUUGACCCCGAAGCGGCCAAGACGGAACAGGACGCCGUGGCGGUGCACUUCAAGGAGGAGUACGAGGAGUACGAGAUUGAGGUUGAGGAGCCGGUACCGCCGCCGCCGCCACCACCGCCGGAGCAGCCGCGCGGCCCGCGAGACGGUCGUGAGGGCGGCGGCGGGGGUGGACGAGGGCCAGGAGGAGGGCAUGGUGGUGGCCGUGGUGGCGGCGGCGGUUACCGCGGCGGUGGGCACAGAGGCCGCGGCGAUCGGAGAGGGGAGCCGUACGGAGGACAUCGCGGCGGUGACCGGUAUCAAAGAGGUCGAAAUCGUCACCACUAG
Molecule: messenger RNA, 1437 nt
Organism: Beauveria bassiana ARSEF 2860
Lineage: Eukaryota; Fungi; Ascomycota; Sordariomycetes; Hypocreales; Cordycipitaceae
Product: C-type cyclin
Exons: 3
Coding region: 1-1437 (478 amino acids)
Biological process (GO): regulation of transcription by RNA polymerase II; positive regulation of DNA-templated transcription, elongation
Cellular component (GO): nucleus; cyclin/CDK positive transcription elongation factor complex
Molecular function (GO): cyclin-dependent protein serine/threonine kinase activator activity
Source: RefSeq, a predicted model, not a curated record